UCGACGUGGAGACGGACCACUACCACAGUGCCUACUACAACAACAACAACAAUGGCGACGACGAAGAAGACAACGACUGCAGCGCCAUCUACAUUAAACGUGGUACAGAACGAGGGAGAGAACUCGAUCGUUGACGCCAGAGGGAAGGGAGAAGUGGAUAUGACCAAUAACAUGAUUGACAGCCAGAUAGAAGUAGCUGAGUUCUUCUGCUGGGAUUGUUACAGCGACAGCCCGCACUGCGGAGAAAGGGUUAACACGAUCAAGGCUCACUAUCUCGGCAAGACGCAAUGCUCUUCCACCAACAAGUGUUUCGUCAGGAGACAAGGAGACGUCAUUUACCGCGGCUGCGCAGACGGAUGGCAGAACAGCGCCACCAAUAUCGACUACGAGGGGUGCCGUGUGCAACAGCUGUGGGGAAAGCCUGUGGAGUGGUGCUUCUGCACGGCGUCGCUAUGCAACGGGGACUCCAUGGAAGACAUAAAGAAUAUCUACAUGCAGCACAUCCACCCACACCCUUAUAAAGACAACAGCACCAGUAACAGCAGCGUUAUGACCACCAGCGCCACCAUGACGUCAACAACGAGGAUUAUGAAACACAACCCCUUCUCACAGCCGACUUCUACGAAAACAACACCAUCAACAACAUCAUCACCAACUACAGAGAAGACCGAAACCUCAGCUGCAGAGACAACUACACCGUCAAGAUCAACGCCAACAGAGACAGCAACUACCAAACCAGCAACUACCAGGAGAUCGCAAAACACGAAAUCCAGCCGCCAUCAUGUCUUCGUAGAAGCGAACAGGGAAUUCGUGCAAAGAUCAACAACUCCGAAAAAUGCAUUCGCUGCACGGAAAAACCCGAGUGUAACAAAAAUGUUUAAUGCCUUAGUUCACAAAUGAACAGAUAGCAAUAUUAAUUAUAGUGUCUGAGUUUCAGAACAUUUUUUUUUAAUUAUUGUUUCCAAACAAAUUGUGAUGCGCUGAAAAUAGGUUCUAUUGUUGUGGACUGAAUGUGCGUGCAGGACCAUGUUCGGGAUAGUUGUAACAAUGCACGUGCAGAAUAUGUCUUUCGUUGGAAUGUAGUGAUAUGAUGAAUUGUAUAUAUGUAUACUAUUACUAUUAUUAAGGACUACUUGCUGGAACAGACAUUUUGUAAAGCCUGCGAGAUCGCUGAAUGAACUCAAUGUUUUAACAAGAAGUACUAUUGUGUGAACAAAACAAAUGGCUGCAUUAAACUGUUGUCGAUUUAUAAGAAUAACUGUAGGUCUAAAUAGAGUUAUGCUAUUAAGUAAAAUGACCUUCAUUAAAUUGCAGAUAUAGCUAUAUAUGGAGAUGUUAGAAAGCAAUAUCAUGAGUAUGGCCUAUACUAAAAUGUACUCGAUUUAUAGGAAUAGCUGUUCAGGUCUGUGAUGUUUCUGGAAUAUGUUAACAAUACCAUUCCAAAGAAAAAUUAUAUUCAACAGUUUGGUUUUGUAAAAAUGAACUGACCGUUACUUACCUUAAUUCAGGUUUACGGAUUAAAUAGUCGGU
Messenger RNA from Gigantopelta aegis, 1530 nucleotides. RefSeq lists its product as uncharacterized. Lineage: Eukaryota; Metazoa; Mollusca; Gastropoda; Neomphalida; Peltospiridae. The transcript has 4 exons. The coding region runs from base 52 to 900 and encodes 282 amino acids. The record is from RefSeq and is a predicted model, not a curated record.